ACAAAACGAAUAUCGUUUAUUAAUACGGUUAUAGGUGCGAUUUACACUUUUUUAAGUUGAUUUCCAGUUUUUUUAGUUUAGUUUGAGUAUUAGGUUAAUUUCUUUAGGUGCGCAUGGUGAAGUAUAGUGUAGUGUAGUUUAGAAAAGUGUUGUGUAUUGUAGUGUAGUUUAGUACGCAGGGCAGUGUAGAUUUAGUGUAAGGAGAUUAUUUUCGUAACGUACGUUUCGUGUACGUUUUGUGGUUCAAUUUGUUGUUCCUGCGUGGAACGUGUGUUCCUGUGUUCCUGUGUUCCUGUGUUUCUGUGUUCCGGCGUUUUCUUGCAAUUCUGUUUUUGCUACGAUAUGGAGCAUAAUGAGGAAAGUGUGGGCAACGGUUGCCCUAUGAUUGACAUCAUGUCAGCCCCAGUUACAGAACCCUAUCCACAAACCAUGCAGCCCUCCGUAAGUGAUAUCGUCUCACAGAAUCUCACUCCACCGGAAGAAACUCCGAACGAAAAGAAAGCAAGGCUUCAAAGGAAGCGACAGGCGUUGUACAGGGCCAAGAAGCGCCUCCCGGGUGCAGCUCCUACGCUGGCAGCUGUACAGGACGACCAACAGGCUGUACCUUCAACUUUGGCCGGGUCAUCCUUAUCAGCAGCUUCUGCAAUCCUGCAACAACAACAACGAAGGAAUACGGACGACGAAUUGCUCAAUGAAAUCGCUGGACGAUACUCCACCCCACCGGAUGAAACACCACCCGAGAAGAAGGCAAGGCUCGCCAGAAAGCGACAAGCGCUGUACAGGGCCAAGAAGCGCCUCGCGGGAGCAGCUCCUACGGUGGCAGCUGUACAGGACGACCAACAGGCUGUACCGUCUACUUCGGCCGGGACAUCCUUAUCAGGAGCUCCAGCAAUCUUGCAACAACAACAACUACGAAGGAAUAUUGACGAUGAUUUGCUCAAUGAAAUCGCUGGACGGUACUCCACCCCACCGGAUGAAACACCACCCGAGAAGAAGGCAAGGCUCGCCAGAAAGCGACAGGCACUGUACAAUGCCAGGAAGCGCAUGGUGCAAACUCCGAAUGUCGCAACUGUGGUCAACCGCGCCCCAGCACCAGCAUCAGCACCAGUACCAGCACCAGCACCAGCACCAACACCAGCAUUGGUAGACCCAACUGCAGCAGUUGCUAUCCGAGUGCCAAUACAUCAGCAGCUACAAACAUACGUGCGCCAUCUUCGCGACCAUGAAGCAGAUCAGCAGCGACAAUUCAUAGCCCGGCGUCGUAUGACCGGCCAUCUGAGAAUAGCACAUGGGAACCAUGAGUCGUACAGUUGUCCCUCGCUUCAUACGCUUGCACCACGCGUGCCUUGCAAUUUCUGUUCCGCUCUCAAGUGGCCUGGAGAGCCGCCCUCUUAGUGCUGCAACAGUGGACAAGUUGUGCUUCCACCGUUUCCCGAACCGCCAGCAGAGUUGCGCCAACUAUUUGACGUGCCGCAAUUUCUGCUCAACAUCCGGCGAUACAAUAAUGCGUUUGCCUUCACCUCUAUCGGUGCCUCAAUACGAGGAAAUGACCCAGUACGCCAGGAUCUACGAGUCGGUCACGGUGGAAUUUACAACUAUCGCAUACAAGGUGCGCUUUGCCAUCGAAUCGGUUCGCUCGCUGUGCUUCCAGGACGUCCACCAUGCUACGCACAGCUGUACUUUUAUGAUUCAAGCUCGGAGGGUCAGUACGACGAAAUGCUGAACGCUCGGGCCAUAGCAUAUGGUAGUGAGCUGAAUCGUGAAAUAUUGGCCAUUUUGCAACGUGUUUUUUCGACUCACAAUCCGAUUGCAGAGAUGUUUAAGCAUGCGUACGAACCGUUCGGUCGAUACAUUGGUCAACCCGGAGGAACACGAGCAUCUGCAACUUCCUUCCGAAUACUUGAACACACUCAAUGUCAGCGGCAUCCCAGUGCAUCGCUUGCGGCUAAAACGAUUUGCACCAGUACUUUUAUUGCGCAAUCUUAAUUCCGACAUGGGAUUGUGUAACGGUACGCGUUUGCAAAUUGUAGGCCUAAAGCGAAACUGUUUACACGCUAAAAUUCUGACAGGCACGCGGAGAGACGAAGACGUCCUGCUUCCACGGAUCUUCUGUGACAGCAACGAUAAGGGUCACCCGUUCCAGAUCCGCCGUAAACAGUUUCCGGUGCAAGUGUGCUUUGCGAUGACCAUCAACAAGUCGCAAGGGCAAUCGCUUCACCAUUUGGGCCUAUAUCUGCCGCAAGAUGUUUUCGCCCAUGGCCAGCUAUACGUUGCACUCUCGCGGGUGACAUCACGAGCGAACAUUGCUGUGCUGAUACCGAACCCGAAACGCGCUGACGAGGAAGGUGUCUCCACAAGCAACAUCGUCUACCGAGAGGUCGUUGACAGAUGAUUCUUCUACUGAACCAGAGUGUGACGUAAUUACUGAAAACAGAAAAUUAGACAUUACAUAAAUAUAAAUAUCCAUUCUUUCAGUUUGAACCGGCUAUUCACUAACAAUACAUCUACCAGAACCUAGAACAAGACGGCAGCAAAAUACAAACAAUACAUGUGUACAUCUUCCUUGGCUAUCCUUACUGCAUUUUCGUUUCAUGCAGCGCCUGCAACCAAAACGAUCACGUAAACGACGGGACAAUCAAUUGAACUUCCAUGCUGGAAGGUGGAGCUUUACUUCAUGCACCACGUUCCAUGCGCACCUGACUUUGACUGAACACCCCACAUUUCCAGGCUCUCCAGCAAUCUUUCCUUGGAAUGCCAUGAGACUUCCAAUUUCCACGAGGAACGAGGUGGCAUGCUCCAGUUGUUUCUGUGCAGCCUGGAGUUUCCGUGCGUAGCACUGUAACCGGGCCUCUUAAGCUAGUACCUGAUAAAUGAAUAGAAAUAAUACCUAUCGAGCGACUUCAAAAGUAAGGCUUCAGAGCUUGCCAUGAUAUUUAUUCAAAAAUGCAAAAAAAAAAAAUUAAGUCUACCGAUCAAUCGUGCCACUGUAAUUCCAAAUUAAAUGUACUGGGGAAAAAAGAACUGUGUGUGUUACGUUUCAAUGCAACUCUGUUUUAUGUUCACUAAUCGCUAUGAAAAUGCUCCCUAUGAAACCAAUGAAAGGUGUGAGUUUAAUCAAGCAGAAGCACAAUAAACACAUACACUUUAAAAUGCAAA
Molecule: messenger RNA, 3156 nt
Organism: Anopheles arabiensis
Lineage: Eukaryota; Metazoa; Arthropoda; Insecta; Diptera; Culicidae
Exons: 2
Coding region: 343-1395 (350 amino acids)
Source: RefSeq, a predicted model, not a curated record